GUGUUCCACUGAAGUCGCUCCGACGAAGACCAUCAGUAAUGUUCCGUUUUCCGGUUUCGACUGCACAAGAAAAGUAAAAAGUUUGAGUGGUGUGAUAUAAAACAAUGGACUCAGGUGAUUCUAAAGAUGUAUCUAACAGGAGGAGAAGCGCCAGACAGGCAUCCAAGACAGGUUUGUAUAGUGAGGAGCUUAAGCCCAGACCUCCACUAAAAAGAUCCCGGAAAAUGAGGGAAGAUGAUGAGGCAUCCAGAGCUUUCAAUGGAUCCAAGGAGCCCAAGAGUCUCACUAAGGACGAUGAUGAUGAAUCCCCUGUCAAGAUUCUAAAGCUUGAAGAGAAGACGAGGAGUAUAAACGUGAAAUGUGAUGAAUUAAAUCAAACAGAUCAAGCAGAUGUGGAGAUGAGUGAGAUUAAUCAGGAAAAAAUGGAUCAAGAAAACUCAGAUAUGGACAUGGAGUAUGACCACAAGUCCAGUUUGAAAGGUUCCUCAGACCAGCCUGGGACAGAAAAAGUGUAUCCUGGCUCUCUAUUGGAAGAAAAUCUGGAAAGUGAGGUGUUGCAGAGCAGUCAAAUGUCUAUUCAUCUAAAGAAUGAAGAAAAUUACAGACCAGUCACGAAAUCUGGAGGUGAAUCUGGAGAUCCCUCUAGUUUGGGCGCUGUUCCAUUGGAAAUUCACCGAGAUGCUUAUAGAUUGAGAAAUAGGAAUAACAAGAACUAUCAGAAUCCCAUAACAGAGAAACCCAAAAGUUAUGUUCGUACUAAAGAUCCCUCUGUUCUUGAUAAUUGGAAAAGAUACCCAGCAACUGAACCCCAGAAGAGUAACAUCUACCAAACAUUUAAAUAUCCCAUCACUGUUCAAACCGCGAAUCACAAAAACACAGAAAUUAAGAAUUUGCAGAAACCAGUCACCUCAAAAGCAAGUCCACCCUCCACCCCUAAAGUCUGGACGUCGUAUGUGUGCAGGCUUCUUCUGUGGUCUCUGAUACUGACAGGAAUACUGGGUUUGGGCUUUUUGGUUUAUCAAAAGUUCUUACACUCAUUGCCUCAAAAUGAUGUGGUCAAUCCUAAAACAGUAGAUACAUUUGAUCUGAAGUUAACAGCUCUAGAGGCUCUUUUUCCCAGUCAGCGCUCAGUGUUCUGGAAGAGGAGUAGGAAACAUCUUAAAAAUCACCUGGAGAUGGUCAACCCUUCUGAACCAGUCAGUGUAAUUCUGACUGCUGGUCUUCAGGCUGAAAGGACGUUGGGCUGCCUUGCUCGAAAUUUAGCCAUGGCGUACUCCGCUACCCAUAAUGCUUCGAUUUUAGAAAUCCAAGGGACCACCAAAAGCACACAAGACAGUAAGCAGGUCAAGCUGGACAUUGAUGAAGCGCUGAGGGAAGCAUUUGAAGGUGAUAAACCUGCAGCUGUUGUGCACCGUUUUGAGGAGCUCCCUCCUGGAUCUACGCUUAUAUUCUAUCGCUAUUGUGACCACGAGAAUGCUGCUUACAAGAAGGUUUUCCUAGUCUUCACCGUGAUGCUUUCAGUGGAUGAAAUAGCCCCGAUGACCAGUCUAAGUGCAGUGGAGGACAUGGUAUAUGAGCAGAUAAAACAGAAGUUUGUCAUCUCAAACAAAUCCACUAUGUUUGAUCAAAUGGAUGUGGAUAAACUGAGUGGACUGUGGAGCAGAAUUUCUCACGUCAUCCUGCCAGUGGCUGCAGAAGGGAAAAUUGAACAGCAGGGCUGUGAGGCAUAACCCUAUGGAAAAUCAUAAGAAUGCAUCACUCUGUUGGGCUGGAUAAGUCAUUUUGUAGUUUUGAGUUAAACUGGUCUAGUUCAUGGAUGUGCGGACCACAUUAAUGUACAUAGAGGAUCUUUAUUCCAAAGAGGUUUUUAAAAUGUAUCUGUUCAUAAAUGUUUUAUACAAAUGGUUUUGUAUUUGCUUACAUUUGGGUUCUUUGUUUCUUUUGAUAAAAUGUGUGUGAAGGCAGACACUUGAUCAUAUAAGAAUGCUAUCUUGAUCAUAAAAGAAUGAUGCAUUUUGAAUUAUAGUAAGCAUUUGGCUUACAAUAUAAAUUCACAAAUUAAUAUUUGUACAUUCCUUCCUUAGGCCAGGUGCGGUUAAUGAUUGAAGCUUUGCACUGAUUUUUGAAGUUAAACUGAAUUGUAAGCUAGGCUCUUCUUGCCAAUCAAAGUUUUGUUUGGGUUUGAUGUUAUAUAUAUACCUGUGUGAGUGUGUGACUAAGAUUAUAAUAAUUAAAAGUGAGUCUAUAUUUCUUA
This is a messenger RNA of Carassius gibelio (silver crucian carp), 2254 nucleotides long. RefSeq names its product torsin-1A-interacting protein 2. Gene Ontology annotation, biological process: membrane organization. The record is from RefSeq and is a predicted model, not a curated record. NCBI's taxonomy places the organism in Eukaryota, Metazoa, Chordata, Actinopteri, Cypriniformes, Cyprinidae. Gene Ontology annotation, molecular function: ATPase activator activity. The coding region runs from base 105 to 1730 and encodes 541 amino acids. Gene Ontology annotation, cellular component: membrane. The transcript has 8 exons.